Helianthus annuus (common sunflower) is the source of this 2093-nucleotide messenger RNA. Its product is annotated as pentatricopeptide repeat-containing protein At1g66345, mitochondrial. NCBI's taxonomy places the organism in Eukaryota, Viridiplantae, Streptophyta, Magnoliopsida, Asterales, Asteraceae. The transcript has 2 exons. The record is from RefSeq and is a predicted model, not a curated record. Gene Ontology annotation, molecular function: protein binding. The coding region runs from base 410 to 2023 and encodes 537 amino acids.
CUGAACUGGUUUCAAACCGAAACUGAUUGAAUUCAAACCAAUCAAAGUAAAACCCGGUUCUAAACCGGUUUGGGUUUGAAAAAAAACCGAGAUGUGCAUCUCUACUCUCUGAUGACGUUCAAAACCGGUUCUAGACCAGUAAAAAUAUUCCCUUGUGUGACGACCCUCAUUACCUGAGAGGCACGACAAGAACAAUAAUCUAGGGGCUAUUUAUGCACUCCAGUCAACCGUUACUUGAUCUGCAAAACCCUCAAAUGUGUGGCUGUUAACUGAUUGACCUGAGAGUGUAGGUAAGGUGUUUGUUGAAAUGACUCAAUAGGACCACUGUUGUUUUAAUUGUUGGUAGUAGAGUUUUAUGGCUGUUAAUUGAUUGACCUGGGUGUGUAGUGUAGGCAAGGUGUUUGUUGAAAUGCUUCAGCCACUUUUACGCCGAAUCAUCAAUCCCAACAUCAAACUCACUCACUCACUUGAUAACAUUCCUCGGUUUCUGAACUGCAUCAGUAAGGCUGCAGAGGAGGAAGAGAAGACAGCAGCAGCAAUCACCGUCGUCUGCAAAUCAUUCCCGAAUAAUCUGAACUGGCAAACCCUGAACCGAAACCUCAAGAAAACCGAUAUCCGAAACUCAUCCAUCAUCAACAGAGUACUCAUUCAACUCAAAGACCCGCCAAAUGCUAAAAAGGCAUUAUCUUUCUUCCACUGGUCUUCCCAUUUCACCAACAUCACACACCAAACAAACAUGUACGCUCUUGUUAUACACAUUUUGGUUAAAGCCAAGCUGAUCAAAGACGCCAGCGCGCUAAUUGAAUCGGUUCUCACCCGCUCUGUAACCGGUAAUGGUGUGCUCCCGUUGGUACAUUCGUUUAUGAAUAGUUAUGAGGUUACUGGUUCUAGUCCAUUUGUGUUUGAUGUGUUGGUACAAAUUUGUUCGAAGUUGCGGAUGAUUGAUGAAGCCAUAGACGUGUGUGUUUGUGUGGGUGAACAUGGGUUUAGAUUGAACGUGAUCAGUUAUAAUACUUUGCUGCACGUGAUUCAAAAAUCGGAUAAAACCGAGUUGGGUUGGAGGGUUUAUGAGCAUAUGAUUGAGAACAGAACGUACCCGAAUGAGAAGAGUGUUGAAAUUAUGGUCGAUGCGUUGUGUAAAGAGGGAAAGUUGAAGAAGUUUGUUGAUAUGAUUGACAGGAUUGAUCAGAAGAGAUGCUCGCCGAAAGUGAUUGUUAACACAUGUUUGGUUUUCAGGAUGAUUGACGAGGGCAGGAUCAAAGACGGGUUGGUUUUGUUGAAGCGGAUGUUGAUGAGGAAUAUGAUUCUUGACACCGUUUCGUGUUCUUUGAUUGUGUAUGGUAAGAUAAAGCUUGGGGAACUGGAAACCGCAUGGAAGGUGUAUGAUGAAAUGGUUAUGAGAGGAUUUAAGGCGAAUUCGUUUGUGCAUACAUCCUUUAUCGGCGCGUAUUGUGAGGCUGGAAAGGUUGAGAAUGCAGGUGAAGUGUUUAACGAUAUGGAACGUGAUGGUUUGCAGGUUUAUGACGAGACUUACACGCAUAUGAUCGUUGGUUGUUCGAAAGCUGGAAAAGUUGAAGAAAGCUUGAAUUUUUGCGAGAGAAUGUUGCAGAACGGAUUCAUUCCGAGUUGCUUGGCUUUUAAUGAAGUGGUUGAGAGGCUAAAUGGACAUGAGAGUGUUCGUCGAGCAGAUGACGUGUUGACCCUUUUGUUAGAUAAAGGGUUCAUGCCGGAUGCAAAUACAUAUUCUUAUAUUAUCGCAGGUUAUGGAAGAGAAGGUGAUGUUGAGGGAGUUCUUAAGCUUUACUAUGAAAUGGAAUAUAGGAAACUCUCUCCCGGUGCAUCGGUGUUUACAUGGUUAAUCGUUAGUCUUUUCCGAGCAGGGAGAUUGGAAGAAUCAAAGAAAUAUAUGAGGAUAAUGAAAGCUCGAUCUUUAGUCCCGUUGGAUUACACAUAUGAUGCGUUUAUUUUUAGCCAUCGAAUGGACAAGAACACCAAGCCAAACCAAUGUCAACCAUGUAGUUGAUUUUGGACUUGGAACCCGAAUGUGAUGUGUUAUAACAUUACUUGUAAUUCAUGAUGACAAGAUAUUAACA